CCAUCUCACUAAUAUUUUGUUUCUUUCCUUUUCCUUUAGUGGCUGUUAGACUUUCCUCCGUACUUACCUUGUAAUAAAAUGCUGCUACAUAUAUCUGUUUUCCUUAUAUUCAAGUGGGCAGUGUUCAUAUCUUAUUUUCAUAUUCAAAUGUGCACUCACCAUAUUGCAUUGCCAUCGCCAUACUCUUUACUCUGUUAAAUCAGUUUGCUGUUUCAAGAUCCGAUGGAGAAACCUUCUUCCUUGUUCAUUUCUUUUGCACUGCUUCUACUAAGCAUCACCACAGUUUCUUCAGAUGAUCAAGAAUCACUUGUUGCCUUCAAAACCCGAAUAACCUCGGACCCUUUCCAAAUCUUGUCCAAAAACUGGUCUGCUAAUGCAUCCAUUUGCAGCUGGAUUGGUGUCUCUUGUGCCACUAAUAGAGUCACAGAUCUCAACUUUUCUGGCUUUGGAUUUCAAGGCACUCUUUCUCCAAGCCUCGGAAACUUAACGUUACUCACUUCUUUAGACCUUCGAUUCAACAAUUUCACAGAUUCCAUACCUCGAGAGCUCUCCAAUUUACGCCGUUUGAAGUCCGUCGAUUUCGGAUUCAACAGAUUCGCCGGUGAAAUACCGUCCUGGUUUGGAAACUUGCACGAACUCGAGUCCAUUCUCAUGGACAACAACACUUUCUCGGGCCCGAUUCCUCCGUCAUUAGGCAACAGCUCGAAACUGAGGAUACUCAACUUGCAGAACAAUUUUCUUGAUGGGAAUAUCCCACAAGAGUUUGGCAAUCUCACUUCCCUGGAAAGACUUGAACUCAAGUUUAACCAAAUCACUGGCUCCAUUCCACAUGGCAUAUUCAACCUUUCUAGUAUUAUCAGAAUUGAUCUCACAGGUAACAGUUUAUCGGGCAGCCUCCCCAAUGACAUGUGCAAUAGUAUUUCAAAACUCGGCGUACUUUUUCUGUCGCUGAAUCAACUCGGUGGCCGAAUUCCAUUCGGUAUUCACAAGUGCAGUGAGCUCCAGGGCUUGUCGUUAUCCUUAAAUCAUUUCAAUGGCAGCUUACCAAUUUCAAUCGGCUGGUUGACCAAGCUCCAAGUCUUGUAUCUUGGGCUAAACAGCUUCCAAGGGGGAAUUCCGGCGAGCCUCGGAAAUCUAUCACGUCUAAGGGAUUUGAGCCUUACUGGUGACUCUCUAACGGGACAAAUUCCAUCUUUUAUCUUCAACAUGUCUUCUCUGGAAAAGGUUGAUUUAUCAAACAAUAGUCUAUCAGGAAGUCUUCCAGUGUAUAUUAAUCUUCCUAAUCUCGAGCAGCUCUAUCUUGACUCAAAUCAGUUGACUGGUCAACUUCCGGACAAGAUAUGGGACUGUAGAAGGCUUUUCAUCAUAACAUUGUCUCUUAACAGAUUCACAGGUCACAUUUCGGAGCAUGUCGGAAAUCUCACAGCUCUUCAAUACCUAAAUUUUGCUCAUAACAACUUUACAGGUGAAUUACCAGCUGAGCUUGGUAACAUUAAUUUUGUGGAAAUCAGUGUCGGUAACAAUAGUUUAUCUGGCGGCAUCCCGUUUUCGAUGUUUAACAUAUCCACAAUGGAGAUGAUGGACUUUUCAACCAAUCAAUUCUCAGGGCAGCUUCCCUCGACUAUAGGGCUUUCACUCCCCAGUCUACAACUUCUUUAUUUGCAUAGCAACAAACUUAGUGGUCGAAUUCCGAGCUCUAUCAGCAAUAUUUCUGGUCUUACUCUCUUAUCCAUGACAGAAAACUCUUUUUCCGGCCCAAUGCCUCACUUUGGUGGUUUAAGACUCUUGGAGCGCCUUUUCAUUGGAGGAAAUAAUCUAACGGGAGAAUCUCCAAACGGCGAACUGAGAUUUAUAUCUUCGUUAACAAACUGCAGAUUUUUGUAUCACGUAGAAGUGUCGCUCAACCAGCUGGGCGGUGUACUCCCUGCUUCAAUAGGGAAUUUCUCUUCUUCUCUUCAGAUUUUCAGAGCAUUUGAUUGUAGAAUUAGAGGUUCUAUUCCUACUGAGAUUGGAAACUUGACCACCUUGCGAGACUUAUAUCUAGACAACAACGAGUUGACAGGAUUUAUCCCAACAACACUCGGAAAGUUAAAACAACUCAUACGUAUAUAUCUCGAGCACAAUAAACUCGAAGGACGCAUCCCGGUUGAUCUUUGCCAGCUCAGCAGAUUGGGGGACUUGUACGUGAGCAACAACAAUCUCAAUGGUACGAUUCCUUCAUGUUUUGGCGAACUCAAAUCCAUUAGAAGAUUGUACUUAGAUUCCAACAAAUUGGAAUCUGAUAUACCUUCCAACUUGUGGAAUCUUGAUGGUCUCUUGGCCUUAAACUUGUCCACAAACAAUUUAAGCGGAAGUUUGCCAUCCGAGAUUAAGAACUUGAAAUCUAUCGGAGAUUUAGACUUGUCGUGGAAUCAGCUCUCGGGCGAUCUCCCAAGUUCUAUCGGAGAUUUAGAAUCAUUGUUUUCACUGUCUUUAGCACACAACAAGUUUCGAGGUUCACUUCCUUCUUCCCUUGGAAAUUUAAGAGGCUUGGAAUUAUUGGAUCUCUCCUUCAAUAAUUUCUCUGGUUUUAUACCAAAGUCAUUAGAGGGACUCGUCUAUCUCAAAUUCUUCAACGUCUCUUACAACAGACUAGAAGGACAGAUUCCCACAGGAGGUAAUUUCGCAAAUUUUACGGCGGAAUCAUUCUCACAUAACUCUCGUUUAUGCGGUGCAAAUCAUCUACAAGUCCCACCUUGUACAGAGAGUAGUAUCAAGAAAACUAGGAGGUCCAAGAAAGCUCUCUCUUUGGUGAAAUAUAUUGUGCCCUCUUGUGUAUCAGUCAUCAUUCUAUUGAGUUUAGUUAUUCUUCUGGUAAUGAGAAGAAGAAAAUCGAGCAAAGAGCAACCCAAAAGUGAAACUUCGUUGCAUCAUUCAUGGAUAGGAAGUUCUUAUCUGGAACUGCAGCGGGCAACCAACGCAUUCAGCGAGAGCAAUAUCCUUGGAAGUGGAAGUUUUGGCUCGGUAUUCAUUGGAACACUUUCUGAUGGCGUAACUGUUGCAGUAAAAGUUUUCAAUUUGCAAUCCGAGAAAGUAGCCAAAAGCUUCGAUACAGAGGUACAAGUACUGGGAGCUAUACGGCAUAGGAAUUUAAUCAAAAUCAUCGGCUGCUGCAGUAAUGAAGAUUUCAAAGCUCUGGUUUUGGAGUACAUGCCUAAUGGGAGCCUAGACAAGUGGCUGUACUCCCACAACUAUUUCUUGGAUUUAUCGCAACGAUUGAACAUAGCAAUUGAUGUUGCAUCAGCCUUGGAAUAUCUUCAUACCGGACUCGAUUUCCCCAUUGUUCACUGCGAUUUAAAGCCGAGUAAUGUGCUGCUAGACAAAGACAUGACUGCACGUGUUGGCGAUUUAGGUAUCGCCAAACUUUUUGAUCAAGGGGAGUCGAUGAUCCAAACGAAAACAUUGGCAACCAUCGGAUAUAUGGCACCAGAAUAUGGAGAACAAGGAAUAGUUUCCACCAAAGGCGAUGUCUAUAGUUUCGGUAUACUGCUGCUGGAGAUUUGCACGAGGAAAAAACCGACGGACGAGAUGUUCGGUGAUGAAAUGAGCUUGAAGAGUUGGGUCAGCCUAUCAUUAAAUAAAAACAUGAUUUCCGAAGUUGUGGACGCUAAUCUGCUUGUAAGAAAAGAUGAUAAUUUCUCGGCGAAGGAGCAAUGUCUGUCAUCGAUUCUGAGCCUGGCAAUGGAAUGUCUAACCAGCUCACCUUCAGACAGGAUCACCAUGACUGAAGCUGUGGCCAAACUAGAUAAGAUUAGAACCAUGUUUCUAGCAAUAUAGUAAUAAGUUAGCAGACAUCAAUUUUUUCAUCAAUCUGAACUUCAUUUGUAAAAAAUAAAUAUCCUCUGUGGAACAAAUUAGUGACAUUUUUCU
Molecule: messenger RNA, 3909 nt
Organism: Erythranthe guttata (spotted monkey flower)
Lineage: Eukaryota; Viridiplantae; Streptophyta; Magnoliopsida; Lamiales; Phrymaceae
Biological process (GO): protein phosphorylation
Molecular function (GO): protein binding; ATP binding; protein kinase activity
Source: RefSeq, a predicted model, not a curated record